Suillus subaureus is the source of this 603-nucleotide messenger RNA. RefSeq lists its product as uncharacterized. Bases 1 to 603 code for a protein of 200 amino acids. The transcript has 4 exons. The record is from RefSeq and is a predicted model, not a curated record. Lineage: Eukaryota; Fungi; Basidiomycota; Agaricomycetes; Boletales; Suillaceae.
AUGGCACCCGUCACACACAUUAUGUACUUUAAGACCUCCUCGUCCUACCUCCAGGAUCCCGCUCGGUUGAUUUCUGAGCUUGCGACCAAAAGUCCAGCAGACAAAAUUGAAGGGGGAUACCUUGGUUUCGAGACGGAGGAUCCAAGCAAUGCAUUUUGGGUCUUCGAGUGGACUUCCAAGUCCGCGCAUGACACGUAUCAUCAGACAGACACUUUCAAGGCUGCACAAUCAGCUUCUCGACAAGUCUUUGCGAGCAGACCUACCCACACACUUACCGAGUUCUCCAACACUAGUCAGAUCUUUUCUGCUCCAGUGACGGAAUUUGUCACUUUCACUCUCAAAGAGGGUGUCAGUAUGGACAAGCUUCAGCCCCUCGUCACACAGCUUGAGGUUAAGCUUCCAGGAACACCCAAGUUCUACGGCUCGAGCUGGGCACCUGUCGUUGAUAAGCCCAACGUAGUUCACGGCGUGUUAGGAUGGGAAAGCGUGCAGGCACACUGGGAUGCUGUAAGCUCAGGUCCCCUCAAAGAGAUCAUCGAUGAAGUGAAGAAGGUUGCAGAUCUUUGGCUUGUCCACGCCGUGCUGACGCGAUACAAUGUGUGA